Molecule: messenger RNA, 1425 nt
Organism: Schizophyllum commune H4-8
Lineage: Eukaryota; Fungi; Basidiomycota; Agaricomycetes; Agaricales; Schizophyllaceae
Exons: 1
Source: RefSeq, a predicted model, not a curated record
AGCGCAAGUGAGCGCCCUGUCGUCGACAGGUGGCGUUCGAGGCCGCGAUACGCUCGCAGUCUCAUCUGGUCCUCUGCUGACUCGGACCGUCCUCUGAAGGUGACCGCUGCCGACGCCACGGAGACCCUGAGCCCGCUCGCGGAGGUGCCGGAGAACGAACGUCAGAAUACGGUGGCUCUGCGUACAAUUCGAGAGCACCCUCACCUAUUCUCGGUCGUCACUCCCAUCAACGUGCAGCGCUUCAGCGACCUCCUCGUCGGCCACCCCAAUCGCGCAUUAGUGGAUUCGGUGGUGAGGUCAUUGACAGAGGGUGUUUGGCCAUGGGCAGAUACGUCGGACCCAUCGCUGCCGGUCACUUGGGAUAACGAGGCCAGGCCGUUGUCGGACCCGGGCGACAUCGCGUUCGCGUGCGAGCAGCGUGAUCGCGAGGUCGAGCUCGGGAGGUUCUCUCCUUCAUUCGGGCCGGACUUGCUGCCUGGCAUGUACGCAGUGCCGGUACACGUCGUUCCGAAGCCGGGAACAAACAAGAAGAGGCUUGUCGUCGACCACAGCGCUGGCCAGCAUCCGCUCAACGCGAUGAUCCCCAAAUCUCGGGGGUUCGUCCAUCUCGAUAACCUCAGUCAUCUCGGGGCUGCCUUGCGACGCGCGCGCCGUAUCUACGGCCGCGAUGUCAAGCUGGUCGUCUGGAAGUCCGACGUCGCUCAGGCUUACCGGCAAAUUCCCAUGCACCCUCUAUGGCAAAUCCGGCAGACCUUACGCAUCGGCGGCAGCAGACACGUCGACCGCGACAACAACUUCGGCGGCCGUCCCUCUGGCAACAUCUUCGUGACCUUUUUCAGCCUCGUCAUUUGGAUCGCAAUAUACGUCAAGCUGCUGCAGGACUUACUCGACUACAUCGACGAUGCGUUCUCGUGGGAGUUUGCGGACGACCUCGAAUAUUACGAGCCCUAUCAGGACUUCUUCCCACGGAAGCAAGCCCAAUUCCUUUGCCUCCUCGACGAGCUCGGCAUUCCUCACGAACCUCAUAAGCAACUAUAUGGGGAGCAGCUGGAGAUCAUUGGUUUCCUCGUCGACCCUAACGCCAUGACCAUCACCCUGCCCCCGAGCGCUCGCCGCGACCUGGUCGCCGCGAUUCGCGCAUUCGUUGUACGCCGCCGCGCUUCCUUACGGGAUUUCCAGCAGCUCGGAGGCUGGUGCAACUGGGCCUUCAACGUCUAUAUCCUACUCCGCCCCGGCCUCUGCACCCUCUAUCGCAAGAUUCGAGGAAAGACCAAGGCGAAUGCAAGUCUCAUGGUCAGCGUCCGCCUGCGACGCGAGCUUACCUGGAUGGCCGACCACAUCGAGCAGCACAACGGCAUUCGCAUGUUGGACUCGGACGAGUGGGGUUCCGGGGAGGAGGACGUGCGCAUGUUCACCGACGCAUCG